This is a messenger RNA of Paramacrobiotus metropolitanus, 1175 nucleotides long. RefSeq names its product dehydrogenase/reductase SDR family member 11-like. NCBI's taxonomy places the organism in Eukaryota, Metazoa, Tardigrada, Eutardigrada, Parachela, Macrobiotidae. The record is from RefSeq and is a predicted model, not a curated record. The transcript is spliced from 5 exons. Bases 181 to 930 code for a protein of 249 amino acids.
AGCGCACCUGGCCAUUGCAUAAUACUUUUACAUUUUUUAAGCGACGCACAUCACGGUACAAGGGAAUUUUUCUGCCUCCCUAAGCCAAGCCCGCUAAUUUCUCGCCACUAUUUUGCAUGUCGUUACGGAACGCACAGAGUUAAAUCGUUUAAAAUUUUGCAAUAAUUAUUCUACGUAAUAAUGGAACGGUGGAAUGGAAAAGUGGCGUUGGUGACCGGUGCAUCGCAGGGAAUGGGAACGGCCAUCUGCACCGAACUGGUCAAAAGCGGAAUGAUUGUGUAUGGAUGCGGCCGGAAAUUGAACGCACUCGAGGAAGUGGGAACGCGUUUGAAAGAUUCGCCGGGCCAGUUCCAUCCGAUUCAAUGUGAUCUACGGGAUGAGAAGUCCAUUUUAAAUGUGUUUCAAACCAUCGAUCGCCAGGCCGGGAAACUCCAUGUCUUGGUUAAUGUAGCCGGUGUACUAAAGAACUGCACAUUGCUGAAUGCGUCGACGGAAGACUGGCGUGAGAUGAUCGAUAUAUUGCUGCUGGCACCGGCGAUUGCGUCUCGCGAAGCGGUUAAAAUAAUGAAGAAACACGGGAUCAACGACGGGCAUAUUAUUAACAUUCUCUCUAUUGGAGUACAUUCGUUUCCGCCGCUGCCUUUCCUAGCGUUUCCUUGCGCGAUGAAAUGCGCUUUACUGGCCAUUAACAAAGGCUUGAGGAAUGAACUACAGCUGCAAGAGCAUACCGGGAUUCGCGUUACGUCCAUUAGUCCCGGGAUGACGGAUACCAGUACAUACGACACAAUUACGGAUGAGCAUAUUAAUCGAGCACACCCUAUGAAAGCACUGCAGGCCGGUGAUAUCGCGGCGGGAGUGAAGUAUGUCCUCAGCACACCACCGGGAUGUAAUGUCUUCGAUGUUGCCAUGCAGCCAACCGGCGGCUUUUAAUCGUUCGACUAUGGUGUAGCUUUAAUUACUUUACAUACAUAGUUAAAUGUUGCAUACAUAAUUAAAUGUUUACAUACAUAAUUAAAUGUUAAAACCUCUUGCGCGGUAUAUCUUUGCAUAAGCAACACUCAGCUGCAGGUGGCUUUAGCGGGCGGCUAUUUGAGCAACGGCAGCUGCGGAAGUCGUGGGUAUAUUCAGAAUAAAUUAACGUUUACUAUAGAUAAUAAUUUAUUAUCUAUACAGUU